Molecule: messenger RNA, 1220 nt
Organism: Cucumis sativus (cucumber)
Lineage: Eukaryota; Viridiplantae; Streptophyta; Magnoliopsida; Cucurbitales; Cucurbitaceae
Product: 50S ribosomal protein HLP, mitochondrial
Exons: 4
Coding region: 272-772 (166 amino acids)
Biological process (GO): translation
Cellular component (GO): ribosome; mitochondrial large ribosomal subunit
Molecular function (GO): large ribosomal subunit rRNA binding; structural constituent of ribosome
Source: RefSeq, a predicted model, not a curated record
UUCAAGCACGGUGAGGAAAUCCUUUUAAAAUCCAUUCUCUUCUCUUUGUUAACGAACAGAAAUUGAUUUAAAAUCCAUUUUCUCUUCUUUCUACUUCUCCGUUUUCUCUUCCUCACUUAAAAACCUCACUGAUUUUUCAUCCGCUGCUUUGUGUUGAGGCCUAGACGAAACCAUAACCGCAGUUGCGAAGUUCUUGUUGCCAUUCUUCGUCGUUGUUUUUUCCUCAUUGUGCUGGAUUAGUAACUUAAAUUUUGGCGACCAAAGUUCAGAUAUGGCUUCUGCUUUUGCUUCAAAGUUUUCACGUGUUGGUCGUUCAUUGUUGGGAGGACUUGGAAACAAUUUGUCUGGUUCACUGACCACAUCAAAUGAGACCGUGUGCAACAGUUUUAUCACGCAGCAACAAAGAACUUUCAUACAGAUGAGAACUGUGCUAAAAGUAGUGGACAAUUCAGGGGCAAAAAAGGUGAUGUGCAUUCAAGCUUUGAAGGGAAAGAAAGGAGCGCGACUAGGAGACACUAUUGUCGCAUCAGUGAAGGAAGCCCAUCCCAAUGGAAAAGUGAAGAAAGGAAAGGUUGUGUACGGUGUGGUUGUGCGAGCUGCAAUGCAAAAAGACCGCUGUGAUGGAAGUGAGGUCAAGUUUGAUGAUAAUGCUGUAGUACUCGUGGAUAAGCAAGGCCAACCUAUUGGGACAAGAGUGUUUGGCCCAGUUCCUCACGAACUCAGGAAGAAAAAGCACGUGAAGAUUCUUACUUUGGCAGAGCACAUUGCUUGAAAUCAACAAUCAGAUCGGAGCCAGGGCCCAACUGAGGUUUAUUGGAAGAAAUAAGAGGAAUCUGCAAAAAAAACAUCUGUUAAAUUUGCCUUCGGUGAAUAACAAGAAAAUUGUUGCAGCUGCUCUUGAUGCGUUACAGUUGUUCAGGUUGUUCUCUACAUUCUUCUUCCCUCACAUCAUCGAAGGUAGUUAAUGAUUCAUCUCCUAGUUAGGCAGUUACCAUUUAUGAGGUUUGAAUUUAUCAAACUAGGAUGUGACUGGUUAGUUUUCGAACUUGGUUCUCCCAAUGCUCAACGAAUAACAGACAAAACACUAAUGUUGGUCAUAACUUCAAAUGUAGUUUGAAAGCGUUUUUUGGACUGUCUAUGUCUAUGCAAAUAUUUAUUCAGAAACCAACAUUCAUCCAUAAUUUUUGUAUAAUAAGAAGUGAAAAGUAUUUUGUAGCUUA